GAAAAAUAUUUUUCAAAUCGUCAAACUAUUUAAGAUCAUAUUAGUUACAUUAAUUAAUAAGCAAAAUAAUAAUAAUUCUAUAUCCGAUAUUAUGUACUGCUUUUAAUAACAAUUGUCUGAUAGAAUGCAUAGUUAUUCAACAUAAAAUUAUAUAAAAGCGAGUUUCGGAAAUGCGUAUUGUGUAGCAAAAUAGCAAGUUGAGUGAUUAUUUUGGUGUACUUGGGUACUUGUAAAAAAAUAUCAUAAGAUUCGUGGUAAUCUGAGUUGAAUAAAUGUGAUUUAAUAGAAUCUCGCGAACAAGAAGACAACAACAAUACAGAAAUAUGUCUGGUGUGCCGAAUGAUUGGCAAUUAGAAUGCGUCGAAGUGAAGCAAAGGGGAGAAUAUCUCCUGAAGUCUGGGCAAUGGUCGGAUUGCACAUUCUUGGUGGGAACAGAGCCCGACCAAGUGGUUAUUGCUGGCCAUAAGCUGAUUUUGGCGAUGGCAUCUCCAGUUUUUGAAGCAAUGUUCUAUGGUGGUAUGGCAGAGAGGAAUGAGCCCAUACCUAUACUAGAUGUCCAGCCAGAGGCUUUUAGAGCUCUGUUAGAGUACAUAUACACGGAUAAUAUCAACAUCAGUUCCUUUGAUAAGGCCUGCGAGUUGUGUUAUGGAGCUAAGAAGUAUAUGUUGCCUCACCUGGUGAAGGAAUGCACUAGGUACCUGUGGUCAGACCUGUAUCCGAGGAAUGCUUGUCGUGCUUAUGAGUUUGCAAGGCUCUUUGAAGAAAAUGUACUUAUGGAUAAGUGCAUACAGAUCAUCAGCACAAACACCAAAGAGGUUUUAAAUGACAGCAGUUUUGAGGAAGUGGAGUUGAACACAGUUAUGACAGUGUUUUCUUUGGACCAUUUGAAUGUGGACAGUGAACUAGACCUAUUUAAUGCUGCUGUGAGGUAUGCCAAGGCUCAGGAUAAGAGGAACUCAGAAAGGAGUGUGUCUCCACCAUCAGAGAUUGGACCUCCUAAUGAGAAAAGGCCUAAAAGCCCUGGACCUUCCACUUCUAAAGAUAAACCACAGGUGGUGAAUGUUGAAAGUAGUGCCGAGAACAGUCCAGAAGCAGUGAUGGAGCCAGCAAAGUCCACCGACAACUCUGACCAGCCCUUGCCUGGACCCUCAGACGAGAGCAAGAAGAGCAAACCUGAACCAAUACAGGUGUUUGAAUUGUGUGGGGAGUUCGAAAAUAUACUGUCAAAUGGGGAAGAAUCAAUAAACUAUGCAGAAAUCCUUAAUUCCAAAAUUGAAGAUCCUAAAACUGAUAAACCAACAAUUCGGAAAGCAAUUGAGAAGAUCCGUUUCUUGACGUUGACGCCUCAGCAGUUUGCGGAGGGACCUGCUCGUUCCUCUCUUCUCACAGAAUCUGAAGCGUUUGCAGUUCUCAUGAAUAUUCUGUCCAGCACUUCGGAUGUGGCCAUGCCAAGCGGCUUCUCUACCUGCAGAGUGCCCAGGAAGCAGCUUAUUGGUGAUGGACCAUCUUCUAAUAUGGCAACGUUAACGGUGGACACUCCCAGCCCGGUGAUGUUGGAUCAAGUAUUCGGAGCACCGUCACAUCUCGCCUGCCUACCUCCCUACCCCAGACCUACGCGACACGAUGUAGGUACAAGGCACUCCUCAAUAGUCCAGAACAUGAACCUGUCCGCUGGCCUGGGCGUAGGGGUUGGCGGGGUGGGGCUGGGGGUGUCUGAGCUGCCCCACCUGGACCGUCACGGCGCGGACUACAACAAGAUCUACUGCCAGCGACCUAUCAUCCAGCACACCGACUGUCUCAACACUUCUGUCCUCGACUGCUCCGUUACUUUCAUGGUCGAUAAGAAUAUCUGCCUGCUAGGUGUGCAGGUGCCGACUCAAGCCCCGAGCGAGGAGAGCGGAGUGUCGAUGGCGGGCGGCGUCGGCGGCGGGGGCUCCUACUGCGAGCUCUUGUACGCUCACCUGCUGGACGCGGACGGGGCCCGCCUCACCUAUACCCACUACACGAGCCGCGUGCCCUACCGACAUCUGCUAGACAUCAUGUUCAACAGACCCGUCUACAUACAAAGGAAUAAGGUGUACAAAGUGGGUAUAGUAUUCAACAAAGUAGGUUGGUAUCCCAUGGGCACCUGCGCCCAGCAGGUAGCAGCUGAAUCUGUCUUCUUCAACUUUGGCAUCGGACAGAGCUCAGACUCAGUCCGAGAUGGACUCAUAAGGUCCAUUAUCUUUACCUACUAGCAUACACUGCCACCCGAUCUUUGCUUCGUUUUCUAAAGACGAACAAAAGGUUGCUGGUGAAUAUAUAUAUACAUAAAUA
Messenger RNA from Spodoptera exigua (beet armyworm), 2316 nucleotides. The record is from the annotation of a GenBank genome assembly. NCBI's taxonomy places the organism in Eukaryota, Metazoa, Arthropoda, Insecta, Lepidoptera, Noctuidae.